This is a messenger RNA of Paramuricea clavata, 37157 nucleotides long. The record is from the annotation of a GenBank genome assembly. NCBI's taxonomy places the organism in Eukaryota, Metazoa, Cnidaria, Anthozoa, Malacalcyonacea, Plexauridae.
AUGGCGUGUAGUCGAAGCGUUUUAGAUUCACCUUUUGGAGAGAAAGUUAGCGAUGAAAUACGAGAGAUAUUUGAAAUAUGCAAAAAUGGCGAUGUUUCUAAAGUACGAAGGUAUAUUAUGAAUGGUUUGGACUUGAAUAUACGUGAUACGGCAGGACGAAAAUCAUCGCCACUUCAUUUUGCUGCUGGUGAGUACAUUCGCCUCCUUUGGGUGGAAAUAUUACGAAUUUCUGUCACUUUUAUUGCCAUUUAUUUGUAUGUUUUCAACAUUUAUAUUUAUAUAUAAUAUCCUAAAUACUUCAUAAAAUGUUCUGAAAUGUUUAACUUAUAAUAAAUCAUUGUUGAUAUAGCAAUAUAGCUUACUGUAAAAUCAUGUUUUCACAACAACAUUUUUUCCUAAUUCGAUCCAAAGGUUUUAUGAGCAUAUUUUCACAAUACGUUCAAAACUGUCAAUGCUAGAACCAUGGAAAUAACCGUAUCCACUACAGGAAGAAUGCUUAGGGCUUCGUUCGACAAAUAUUUUGUUUUGCUGUUGAAAAACAGCAAUGUUUACACUGGCAAAAUUUGAUACUGUUGUAUUUAAUUCACGCUGACGGACAAAGUUCAUAUGGCUUUGUUUUGAUUUGGACUUCGUGUGAUUUUGUUUUAUGGUAUAAUACCUUAAAAAAUCACCAUGUAAACAGUGAAAUUUUGUAAAUAUUGUAUCGUGUUAUAGCAGGCAAUGCUUUAUAACUCUCAGACAUAACAAUUCAAUUAUAAACAGCGAUUUUUGAAUUCUUUGUGUCAUUUCCAGUUAUAGUAUCAACACGGACUUUAAAUACCACUACUGAUGAGGUUAAACAAUUGAUGCCCAACAUUCAUCUUUGAUGAGUAAAAUUGUCUCAUACAUGAAAUCACAUGAACAAAAUCAAUCUGAUGUUCUGAGAUCAAGAUUUAAAGUCAACCCAUUGCAAAUUUUUUGGGCAUUGCUUCGGAAAUUUAUCUUUAUUAUCUUUGAUCAAUUUCAGAAGGAAUGCUGGAUCCAACCUGACCUAGUAACAAUAUUUUUCUUUUGAAACUAACUUAAGAUUGACUUUUUUUUCUGUUGAGUAUGGGUAUAGCACAGAAAUUACAAAGAUUUAUUUUGGGUUUAAGGCACUAAAGAAUGAAAUCCAACACCACAGCUAGAAAGAGCAUCUUAGAAUGAGUAAACCUGCAAAGAUUGGUUGCUAAAUGUUGUAAAAUGAAGAAGAUAUAGCCUUUGUGAAGCUCACAAAUUUUGUAUAUAUUUGUAUUAUGCACGGUAAAAUUUAUCCCUCUUGUAUUAAAAUGCAAAUAUGUACAAAAUUUGCGAACUUCACAGGGCUAUAUUUCCUCGUUUUACAACAAUUUGCAACCAAACUUUUCAAUUUUACUCAUUUUAAGAUGCUCUUACGAUACAUAAACACUUUUAAGAUACAUAUUAGGAAAGCUAAGCAACCCUUUUAGGCAUGAUAACUUUGCUGCAAGCCAUUAUAUUGUGUUAGUAUGGUAUGAUAAUUCUAGGACCUGUGUAUGUUGCUUGACUGAUUUUGAAAACAUGUAAUAUCACUGCUUGAAAAUGUUGCUACGUUGCAUUCAGAAUCUAUGUAAUUGUUUUCUAACUUUUCAUGCCGCUGUCACAAUUUGGAUAUAAUUCAUGUCAUAUGUCUCUGCUUUACUUUCAGCAUGUUGCUAUUUCAAUGUAAUGUUGCCCAUCAGAAUUUAUCCUAACAGUGCCUGAUUUCUGUGUUUUAAGGUUUUGGAAGGAAAGAAAUUGUUGAAGUUUUACUUCAUAGCGGAGCUGAUGUACAUGCAAGAGAUGAUGGUAUGUGUGUAUACAAUCUUUGUUUGCCAAACAAUCAUAUGUUUCUAUGCAGUUGAACCUCUCUAAUACAGAAAUUGAAGGUACCAAGCAAACUGUCUGUAUUAGACAAGUGUGUUUGACAAGAGGUUUGGCUGUAAUAACUUUGAGUAUGAAAAUGGCAUGGCAGUGGUUCUUUUUUGGGUGAGUUGACCUUAGGGGUGCACCGGAAGUCGGUUCCAGCCGGUUAGUUCCGGCCGGAACCCCGAUUUUUCAGAGUUCCGGUUCCGGCCGGAACUAAUAUGAAAAGUAUGGCCAGAACCGGAACUCUGUCGUUUUCAGAGAGAUGGAAUAUCAAACAUUUUUGUGUCUAAUAAUAGUUCACAGUAUACAGGGUUCUCCAUAGUUGUGAGUGGGACAGGUAAAACAGGUUUUUCAACAGGUAUAAGCAUCAAGUCGCACCUAUACAAACCUCUAGGGGGUCUGGGGUAUACCAACGGAAAAUUUUGAAAUCUGAAAUGGGAUUUCCUGCAUUUUGAGGGAAGAUUUAAACUUUUAUAGAAUACUAAAGAUUAUAUUCUAAACACACGCCAGUUUAAUUACUCAGUCCUCAGGCCCACGCUGGGUUGAUAAUAUAAUCAUUCCGCCAAAAAAUUUUGUUCACAGAUCGGGUUUAUAGGAUAUUUCUGUAUUCAAUCUAUCGAUGCUAAAUAAUUAAUAUUGUGGAAUUUCAGCAAUACUUGAUUGAUUGAUUGAUUGAUUAUUAAAGGAAUACCGAAUGGCGAAUGGUUUUCCGUGCAGGAUUGCGUGAUCCAUGCACGAGGGAUGUCGCGAGACUUUCGGAAAGCGUAAAAAUACUCGAGCUGCAGGCGAGUGUAUUUUGACACUUUUCCAAAAGUCGAGCAACAUCCCAAGUGCAUGGAUCACGCUAUCCUGCUUGGAAAACCAUUUGGUAAUUGUUUUAUAAAAUAACUGCAGUGAAACUAUGACGUUUUGAAAAUCCCGCGAAGGCAUUAUAAUUCCUCGUGCAGGAUAGCCUGAUCCUGCACGACUAUUGACCAAUAAAAUUGCGUGUUUCACUGUAGUUAUUAUAUAAAGGACUUUCUCACACCUUAUUACUAAUUAUUUCUUAACAAAUGUACACAAACGUAUAUUUAACUUGGGCUUCUCCAGGCGGUAAUCAGUGCUCGUGGAAACGGUAAAUUUUACCGGUUACCGCCUGAUAAGGAGAACCCUGAGUAUAGGAAGAAAUUUGGACUACGCAAGAGAAAUGUACACUAUUAACACUUCAUUAUGACGUUUGACGUUUGUCAAUCUUUUUAUUCUAAAAUUUGAAAGGUCUCUCCCUGGUGACUUGAAGUGUCUGUCUGGCAGCGGACAAAGUAUUACAUAUGACUAUGUAUGGCUUAAUAAAUUUAACAUGAUGUUUUUGUCUCUCCAAUUUUUUUUUUCAUGGACAAAUUUACAAAUGAUGGGGAUAUGACAUCUCUAUUACUGAAACCUAGGAUACUUUCUCUAAUGUCAACACAUACAAAAAGACAAAGCCCUUCCCUCGUACUCUAAUUGUGCUGCCGCCCACAAUAAAACAAUAUUUAAUAACAUUUUUAAAAUUUCACUUGAGGUGGUCUCAUUCCAUUGCAUAAUGCAUGUUCUUUUGGCCAUGCUGAGGUGGUGAAGCUAUUGCUGAAACAUGGUGCAGAUGGUAAUGCAAGGGACAAUUGGAAUUUCACUCCGCUGCAUGAAGCAGCAGUGAAAGGAAAAGUUGAUGUUUGUAUUGGUAGGUCUCUCUGAUCAAUAGACAAUUCCCAUUAUAGACUAAUUUUUUAUCUUGGCAAAAAAAAGUAUAUUCCUGGAAAGGGCGUACUAAAAUGAGUAAAAUGUUGUAAAAUGCGGAAAAUAUACUUUAUACUUUUGUAUUGCGUGCAGAAAUUGCUACCACAUUUGGGCCGAAAAUGGUAGCCAUUUCCGCACGCAAUACAAAAGUAUACAACAUUUGCAAACUUUGCAAGGCUAUAUUUUCUGCAUUUUGCAACAUUUCGCAAACCAAACUUUGCAAUUUUAUUCAUUUUAGUAUGCUCUUUCUAGCUGUGGUGAUCUAUUUGCAUCUCCUUGCCUAGUUUUAAAAUUAGUUUAUAAUGGGAAUUGUCUAUUUUGACAAGAAAUGAACUAUAAAAUCAUGAUCCUAAAUUAUUUGUCUUUUCAUUAAAGUUUUACUUCAGCAUGGUGCAGAUCCUGGCAUCAGAAACACAGAUGGCAAAACUCCAUUGGAUGUUGCAGAAUCUUCAUGCAAAUCUGUUCUCAAUGGUUUGUUCUUCAGUCUUUAUCUUGGACCUGAUAUGCUUUUAAUCUUCCACAAACACUAUAGUAAUUAUAGAAAUAUAGGUCCAUUUUUAAAGUGCAUAUUUCUAAACAAUCGGUUUAAUUUACAAAAUCAGAAAUAUAGAUAUUUCUACCAAUUCUGAUUGUCUGCCGAUAAGGUAAAAAUUGACCCAAUUCUGAUACUGGUUAUCAGUUAAUCACUAACUUCGAAUGUAGGUUCACUUAGUAAACACAGUACAUUAACCCAUUAGUACAUAAGACUCUCCUUGUGAUGAGUAAAAUUGCCUGUGGCCAGAGUUAGCUAAAAUAAUAAAGUAGGGUGCAUUUGGGCGCUUACAGUAAUAGGUUAACAAGACACUUUGGCAGAUAGUUUGGUUAACCCAUCAGUGUGCAAGACUCUCCCCUUAUGCCUUGAUAUGUAAAAUCAUCUGGUGUUAGACAGAGUAAAAUACUAAAGAAGAGAACAGGGAACAAAGGAAUGGACCAUUUGCAUUAUAGACUAAAUUUUGAUCUAGACAAAAAUUUCAUCACAGCUUGAAAGAGCAUCACAAAAUUAGUAAUAUUCCAAAGUUUCGUUGCGAAAUGUUGUAAAAUGCGGAUAAUAUAGCCUUGCGAAGUUUGCUGUUUUUCAGUCGUUUUGUAUUACGCACGGGAAAUUGACAGCCCAAUCGGGUGUUGGGGCAUCAAUUUCCCGUUUGUAAUACAAAAUGACUGAAAAUUGCAAAUUUCGUAAGGCUAUAUUAUCCGCAUUUUACAACAUUUCGCAACGAAACUUCGGAAUAUUACUGAUUUUGUGAUGCUCUUUCAAGCUGUGAUGAAAUUUUUGUCUAGAUCAAAAUUUAGUCUAUAAUGCAAAUGGUCCAUUGGGUUAAUAGUGGGUUACACACUUUGCCCUGUCUGAUGUCAGAUGAGUUAUGAAGGGUAGUUAAAUGUGGAUGAUCACACAAUAAUUGUAGCAAGCUUAAAAAUCUCUUUUCAGUGGUUAGCACUAUCCAGCCUUCAUCUGCUCUAGCUAGGUGAUCAAAAAUGAUCUGAGUGGAUUUUUAAUAUGAUGAGGAUACCACUGGUCUCUUAUUGCUGCCAAGCAUUAGCGAGGAAAUGAUGGAAGGGCGAUGAUGAUUUUGAUGUAUUGAAAUAAGUCACUAGGCUAAACGAAAGUUCAAAUGCUGGUUAACAGAACUCAAAUGUUGUAUAGAAGAUCUUGUAGUUCAAGAAAAUUAUCAUUGCUGCUUGAACAACCUUUAGUUUACAGUUAACCCACAAUACACGUUCCACGCUUUAUAUACACAUGUGGCCACCAAGUUUAUACUUUAUAGUGUACUUUUUAUGCAGUGAAAAAGACACUUUUUGGUUGUACAGUAGUACAUCCUGCAUGUACAUAUCGGCAUGUUCCUUGCGAUAGUAACUCCUAACAUUAUUUUACAGGAGAUUACAAAAAAGAUGAAUUAUUGGAAGCAUCAAGGUUUGUUAGAAUUACCUAGUCAAAUGUCCAGUGGUAAUAGAAUAGCCAUUCAAUUCCCAAUCAUGACAUUCAAUUGUAGCAUUUAUACUUGCUUCUGUAUCCCUCUAGGAGUGGUAAUGAAGAGAAACUCAUGUCUUUACUUACACCUCUCAAUGUAAACUGUCAUGCGAGUGAUGGACGCAAGGUACGUGAUCGCCAUAAUAGUAAAAAUCUUAGAGAGAGUGCUGCAUUACUCAAAUACGAGAAAAGUGUAUACAGUCUUAAGAAAACCAGAGAGUGUUGCUCAACAACUUCAGAAAAAGCACUGGUCAAAGUUAACACUACCACAAAAAUGAUUACCUAUUGAAGGCCAGUUUGCCAUGCGAAGAGCAUUUAAUCUGUCAAUCCUGAUAUAAACACGCGGGUCUAAGGGUCUUGAAGAUUUGGUUUCAAGAAAAAGAUAGGCAGUUUAUCUGAAGGUAUAGCGUUCCAGUUAUAUUCAUUUCAAUGAGUUAGAGUAAAAUAAUAAAAUAGAGUGCAUUAGGGCAGAAUGCAACUCAAUGGGUUAGUAUACAACUGAGCUAUACAUUUUAAACCUGUUACGUUUGUACUGUAUUUCCAGUCCUCUAUCACUGAAAGAGAAGUAUAAUUGAUAUACAACUGAACAACACAUAUGAUAUUGUACAUUUGGUUUGUUGUAUUUUCUAGUCUACUCCACUGCAUCUGGCUGCUGGCUAUAAUCGUGUGAGGAUUGUUCAACUACUUCUACAACAUGGUGCUGAUGUCCAUGCUAAAGACAAAGGGUAUAACAGUACGCUGUAUUGUGACGUGUAUUCUUGUUCAAUGGUUUUUGGAAAUGGAAAUUUUGUGUGAAAACUAUGCAUAUUUUAGACCUAAUUGGGUAUUAUUGGGUGCAGAAAAUGGAACUAUUCGCCAUCUGGUAGGAAUCAAAUUUGUAGCCUUGGAAUCCUGGUGCAGCCUUCACGCAGACUGGUUCAGUUGCCAAGAGCUUACCAAUAACAGUCCAACUGAGCUGUGUAGCUCAAUAGUCAGAAGUUGCAUCGGGCACUGCAAUCAUAGGGCUGAAGAUUUAAGCCCUGCUGAAAGGACUAUAUACCGCGCGCAUCCAAGACGAGAAAGUAAUUUUACACAUUAAAGAGAGCAUGCCACAUACUAUCUAGUGGCUUUCCCUCCUGAUCUAUAGUAUCGUGCUUCUCGAUUUCAAUUGACUCUCUCAUUUUGCAAGAGAACAAUCAAUCACCAAAAUGGUUGCUUCGUCCCAUCCAAGUCCAAGUAUGUUUAGCCACAGCCAUAUUGUUUAUUUGACGAGAGCCAACAGAUCACGACACUUUGGUAUAUAAAAAGGGUGUGUGAAUUGAACAAGUGACAUAUUAUUAGCACUGAUGAAGAUCUGGGCUUACGGAUCGAAAGCUUUGCGGUAAUAAAUUUACGUGGUGUUUCCACAAACAAAAGUGUUACACUAUAUGUUUUAUCGCCAUGCAAACCUACAAAGAACUUGAUAUAGUUUAUGUAAUAUUAUAUAGUUUUUGCUAGAAAUUUCCAUUAACAAAAAACCUCUUCAACAUUCUAUUCCACUGAGGAAGAUCAGAUGCCCGAAGUUUAGACUAUUUAUUGUUGUGUUCAUCUUUAAUUAAAUUGAAGAUCUUGAAAUUUAUUAUAAAUUAUAUUCUUCUUGUUUAGCGGUCUUGUGCCUUUACAUAAUGCCUGUUCAUAUGGACAUUUUGAAGUCACUGAACUACUUAUCAAGGUUUGUAUAACAAAUAAUAUUGGAAGAAAUUAGCCAAAUAAUAUUGGAAGAAAUGAGCCAAGUAUUGUUAACAUAAAGUCGAGUUCAAAACCAGCUUGAGUAUCGUAUUCCUCUGAUAAUGUAUCUGACAUAGAACUCCUGUAUAAUAUUUAUUUGAACUUACUGUAUAAAGGGUUAUUUUUUGUGUGUUUCAGCAUGGUGCCAAUGUGAAUGCAAUGGAUUUAUGGCAGUUUACACCGAUACAUGAAGCAGCCUCUAAAUCAAGGUCUUAAUACCAACAUAUUUUUUACCUUACGAUUCGUCCGUUUCUUUAGCAUCUCACUAUAACAUACGUAAACAUCUGCAUUUACUUCUUCAUGCUGUACUUUACAUUUAAGCUCGUUACGUUCCCAGAGAGAUUUUCUCACCUGCAGUUUGUUGGUCUUCUUGGGCUGUUCACAUUUUCCCAAAGUUCCAUAUACUAUUAAAAUUCUAGUUCUUAUUCCUUUAUUUCUUUUCAUUUUGUCUGUAUGUGUAAGUCACAUUCAACACCUAAGGGUUCCCGCUACUGGUACAUACUGUAUAUAUAAGCACUUAAGAUGUAGGAGUUCGCUUAAUUCUUGGUCUCUUAUGUGGCAAUGAUGAUAGUAAAUCAAAAUAUUUUUCCAUGAUUAUUAAAAUACGCUAUACUGAGCUACAUUUUCGUCACUUCCUUAAUAUACUGAUUGCUACUCCUCAUGGUCAAAAGACAUUUUCUCUCAUUGUUCUACACUCUUCUUCUGUAUUCUUUCAUUUCUUUUCAAUGGCUCUAAAAUUUUCAAGUCACAAUAAUUUCUCUUGCAAGGUUUGCGUGUUCUUUGUUUUCUUCUCCUUUUUGCCCAAGGCAGAUGUUUGUUUCGUGACUGUGAAAGACAAAAUGUCUAUAGGAAAAAAAAAAUAUGUGGGUUUCCGGUUUCCCGACCCUACCUAGCUUUUGGACGUCGAAAUCCCGACCCUAAACUUUUUUAUUGGAUCAUGCUUGUAAAUGUUUCCACUUACAGGAAAAAGUUUUUGGAAAAUUGAAAUUUGAGGCAAUAUUAGGGGAAUUUAUCUUUGGAUGUGGAAGCACUGACUAAACAAAAUGGCGUCCGCUUAUUCGGAAAAUUAAAAAAAAGUUUAAAAAAAAAAGUUAAAACCGACCUACCCUACCUAAGUUUUUAUAAGAAGAAACCGGAAACCCAGCUCCUCCGGUUUUCCUUCUUUACUAAAAAUUGAACCUCACUUUCUAUUCGGCAAAAGACUGGAAAAGGUAUUGUGGUUACAAAGCUCUAGGACAAAAGUGUUUUUAUAGUGCAAAGAAAAUUACGAGAGUUUAAAUUCAGGAUAAAUUCCUGUUACCCUUAUGCAUCGAUCCCCAAGUAACUAUAACCCUCUGGGACUUUGUCAAUAGACCUUUCCCCUUAUGAGUGAAAUUUUGAUCUACAUGUAGACAAGUCUGGACAAAAAUUUCAUCACAGCUUGAAAGAGCAUCACAAAAUUUGUAAUAUCCCGAAGUUUUGUUGCGAAAUGUUGUAAAAUGCGGAUGAUAUAGCCUUGCGAAGUUUGCCGUUUUUCAGUCAUUUUGUAUUACAAAUGGGAAAUUGAUAAUCAGUUUGAUCACCUGGGGCCGGUUGUAUAAAACUCUUAAUCACUUUUUUAAUCACUAUUUCGUAGUUAAAUAGUGAUUAACUCUCAAAUAGGCGCUUCUUAUUGGAUGACGUUUGCACUUAAUCAUAGUUAACUUUAAUCACUUUUUUAUACAACCGGCCCCUGAUUAUCAAUUUCCCGUUUGUAAUGCAAAAUGACUGAAAAACGGCAAACUUCGCAAGGCUAUAUUAUCCGCAUUUUACAACAUUUCGCAACGAAACUUCGAAAUAUUACUAAUUUUGUGAUGCUUUUUCAAGCUGUGAUGAAAUUUUUGUCCAGACUUGCCUAGAUCAAAAUUUCACUCAUAAGGGGAAAGGUCUAUUGGUAUCAAUUGGAUUUCUAAAACGCAGUUAUUCAUAUCGACGAGCCGUUUCCUGGAAUAGUUUAACCAAGUGACAUUUCUAACAAAUACGAGAGUAUUUCUACAGAAUCUUUCAAGUACUAGAUAAAACAUGAGCAGCAGUGUUUUAUCAAAUAGAAAGAUACGAGGCGAAGUCGAGUCUCUUUAGGUCUGAUAAAACAUUGCUGCUCAUGUUUUAAGUUGCUUCAAAAACGAUCGAUCUAGUAAGUUCAUUGGCGAAGUAAUUUUCAAAAAAUUCGUUGCGUAAGUCGAGAAAAUCAAAGUUAAAGUUUAUGUAAAUCAAGGGAAAUCUCUAGCACAUAUGAAGAUACGACACGAUUAUUAUAAUUUUUCUUUGUGUUUUCCUCAUGAAUUAAUAAUUUUUGAAAGGCUAUUUAAAUGUACAUGCACUAUGCCAAACAAGAAUUAAGGAAACACUUUCACAACGUAAAUACCUAUGCAUGUUAAUGUAAUUAAAGUUUAAUUUUUAUGUUUAUAUUAUUGUGUAUAUUUUAAUGAUUGUUGUAAAUAGUUAAUGCGUGGUUAAAUAAUUGUAUUCUGCAACUAGCACGGUCCUUUGAAAAUCAGGUAACUGAAAGGCUUUAAAUAAGUUUAAAUAAUAAUAAAAACUGGGUUAUAAAACCUGUCAAGGCUUUCCGUCCACCUCAGAACUGGAGUGGUAAACAUAUUAAACCAAAAAAUCAGUUUGUAAUAAGUGUUACCUUCUUUGUAGAGUGGAUGUGUGUUCUUUACUUCUAAGUCAUGGUGCUGAUCCAGGUUUAUUAAAUUGUCAUUCCAAAAGUGCUGUAGAUGUUUGCCCUUCUGAUGAUCUACAAGAAAAAUUGCAAUGUAUGGAGAAACAUGUAACAAUUAUAAAACAAUUAAAAAUCUAAAUAAUUGUUUUGUUUUGUGAAAAAAAAACACGUAAAUAAACUCGGCGUUUUUGUACAAAACAAGGCAAUUAUAAUGAACCUCAGAAAUUCAUAUAUGUUUUCUUUCAAAUUUUCAGUAUAUAUAAAAGAACUAGCAAAGUGUAGUUUUGUUCCAUAUAGACCCAUUGCACAUGACGUCACAGCGCCGGUGACGAUGCAUCUGGAGGACAAAUUAGCAAUCUAUGCAUAAUAUAACUUCUGUAAACAAAGUAAAUUUUGUGAAACUUUAUAAUAAGUUUGUAUUAAAAUAGUUAGUUUUUGCGCUGUAUGUGGUUGUUGUACCCGAACAGAUAUUGUUAGGGAGCAUCUGGAGGACACUCUAAGGAUUUGUGACGCCAGUGCAAUGGGUCUAUAGUAUGUUGUUGGUUUUUAAUAACGCAUGCAUAUUAAGUUUGAAUAACUUGUCAUUUCAGAUGAAUUUCGUGGUCACAGUUUGUUGUUAGCUUGUGCUAGCUGUGAUGUUGUCAAGAUGAAGAAGAUUCUGGCUGCAGACAUUGCAAGUUUUCAACAUCCGUUUUCACUUGAUUCGCCAUUGGUAAGUCUAGAUCCAAGUACAUAUGCAACCUCGCUAACCAAGCUGACCAUGGUUUAAUAUAUGAUUUAAUAUAUUUUGUAUAAUAUAUUAAUGUGUUUAAUAUAUUUUGGCAUUCUCUAUAUCUCUCUAAAAUGAGCUGCUCAUUUUUCUCUGCUCAUUGUACUCUGCUCAUUUUUCUCUUCCUUAGUUUAUAGGAUAUGGAGAACGGCAAAUAUAUUAAAUCGUGCCGCUAAAGCCAGAUUAUAAUAGUUGUUUUACCUUUAACCCACAUAUAAAUCAUAAGUAUGUAUUCUCUAUAUUUAUAAUCACACUGCAUAUUUUCAGUGUUAAACUGUCGUAUUUCGGCUGUUGAGACUCAAUAUUUACAACCGUUACGAGCAUAUGGAAACCAGACUUAAAAGAAUGAACAAUUAAAAGUCCUCCAUAAUUACUUGAGUAAAAUUACUCAAACUUGUGAUUAAAGUUACUCAUUUUUUUGGAUAAAGGAAAUCUUUCUCAAAAAAUUGAGUAAAUUUGGAACUUUACUCAAAAAAUUAAAUAUAAAUUUGCUCAUUAAUUUGAGUAAAUUUUACUUAAAAUUUUGCAUGAGUCACUGCACUGUUGAUUUCAGGGAGUUACUUUAACCCUUGUGGAGUUAUUUUGAACCUAAUUUUACUCUUGGAGUUAAAUUCGGUUCAAAAUACCUCUACUAAGAGUUAGAUUAACUCCUUGAAAUUAACAGUGUGCGAGUGCUUCAAGUUUGGAGGUCAAAAUACUCCGGGAUGUUUUGCAGUAAAGUGCAUGCGUAAUGUAUUAAGUAUUCUGGGGCGGUUUUUCGAUAUACCGGAAAAAUACCGGGUUUUUUGAAAAACCGGUUUUUCGGUUUUGCCAAAGUUCAAGUACGAAAAACCGGAAAAAGACGAAGAAGCGGGGAAAAACGAGAUAAAAAUGCUAGUGUUUUGAGCUAAUCCUAGCUGAAUACGUGCUUUUGACAUUGUCUUCUUGCUUGUAUUAUUAUACCUCUGUAAGCUUUUGAUAUUAAGCAUCUACUGUAAAACUAAAAUUCUUCACAUAAUAAAAACACUUGCUACAUGGUUUUAUGUCUGUGUGUUAUUUAUUAGAUAAAAACCAAUUUUUCGGUUUUUUCCUGACGGUUUCGGUUUUUUCCAAGAACCGCCUCAGCACUAUUAACAAAGCAUUAUUUGUUCAUCCAAAGCAUUAUGCAGUGGCAGCUCCAACAGCCAAGCGAAAGACAAUGGUUGAUAUGUUGAUUAAGAAAGGUGGUGAUGUGAAUUCAGGAAACAGAGAUGGUAUAGCACCGUUACAUAUUGCAGCCGAGAAAUCUCAUUUAGAUGUUCUUGAAAUGUUGUUAAAGAUUGGAGCUCAGGUAUGAGGAUAUCCUAAAGCUUGAAACAAAUCGCUUAAAAUCGCCAGGCAAACCGUGCUACAUGCGCUGAAAGGAAUUUAAUAGUGGCGGGCUGAAGUGAGUCCCCCAAACAAAAAAAACGUACGGUGUGUCAGCAGGGUUUUUUCCGCAUUUUCUCUUGGGUCCGUUUUUGCAGAUAAGAUUGAGUUUAGCUGAACAGCUGGGGUGGCUGCACCCCCCCCCCCCGCCCCCACCGGGGGGCUGACACCUGUACUCAAUAAAUAUACAGUGAGACGCAAUGUGUUAAAGCAGGGGCAGUAAGGGACACUAUAAACUGGUUAAAAAUGGCGAGUGCGUAGUUUUUCUUGUGUUGUGAGAUGAAUUCCAGCCAUUUUUUCUUAAUUGUUGGGUUUCCAACUGAAAACUAAUUUCCACACGUCACGAAUUUAACUGAAACAACUUCAUUUUGACUGCACUGAUACUUUGGUGAGAAGAUUGAGUUUCAAAACUCAAUUCAAGAUUGAGUUUUUGGGGCAGUUUUACGGCCCUAUAAAGUCCCUGAAAAAAGCCUGCCGUGUGUGUUCAUAUGUUGUUAUUGUGCUAUUUUGGUCUUUGGAUAUAUUCUUGACAUAAAGGACCGUUUACACUUACCAUUUUUGGUUAUCGUUCCAUGUUUCGCGCACCAUUAUAGGUUAGGGGUUGGGGUUAGGUUUAAGGUUAGGGUUAGGGUGUGUAUAUAUGUAUAUGGAGUAUAUGUAUAUCCAGUUGACUUUGCAGUGCACUAUAAUAUCCAUUACAUAACGUUUACUAUAUUGGUGCGCGAAACAUGGAACGAUUACCCAAUUUUUGCUGCGAUUUCUAGUGGGAUUUUCUUCUGAUGGAUGUGAACGAGUGGGUGAGUUAUGAAUGUUCAGAUGAGGGUACAUGUACAUUCCGAACAUUCCGCAACUCGUCUACUCGUUCACAUGCAUCAGGAAAAAACCGCACUAGAAAUCGCAGCAAAAAUUGCAAGUGUAAAUGGGUCUUUAUAAGGCCUGUCCUUAAGAGAGGUUCAAAAUUUGACUUCUACUACCCGUACCGUUAACCAAUCAGCUGCAUUUAUUGUACUCGAUUAACCAAUCAAAUGCGUAUUAAGCCUGUGAGAGGUAUAGCAGUAAUGGAAGUCAAAUUUGAACCUCUCCAUAAUAUUUAACCGGUCCCCAACAUCUCAAAAAUUACAACAUUUAAAAAGUUAACCAACCACGUUAAUUAUAUCUACUAAGUUUUCCUGCAUAUUUUUAUACAUGUGAAUGUAAUAGAUGACCGCUAUGUUUCAGGUGGACACAACAGAUAAUCUUGGUCAAACACCUCUACACUGUAGCGCACAUGCUGGUCACAUGCAAAGUUGCAAGAUGUUGCUAUGUGCUGGUGCUGAUAUGAAUGCCAGGUCAUUACAAGGUCUUACUCCAGCUCAAAUUGCACCUGAACCUUUACAAAAGUUACUGCAGGGCAACCGGGAAGGUACGUACUCAUUCCGUACGUACUAGUGGAAAACGGCCUUAAUAUUAUGAUUUUUGAACUGAAAACUUGAUUAGCGUUUCGGUCCGUUAGCAAAAACUGGAUUAGCUGGGGGGGGAAAUGGUAUAAAAACUGUUUACAACCUUCAGAGCUAUUGGACGUCAAUUGACCACUUGCGUAAUAGAUUAAAUUUUGAUCUCAACAAAACUUUCACAAAACUACUCACAAAAUUAGUAAUAUUCCAAAGUUUCGUUGCGAAAUGUUGUAAAAUGCGGAAAAUAUAGCCUUGCAAACUUUGCAAUUUUCAGUCAUUUUAGAUUACAAAAGGGAAAUUGAAAGCCCCAAACCCUUUGAGGCUGUCAAUUUCCCGUUUGUAAUCUAAAAUGACUGAAAAUUGCAAACUUUGCAAGGCUAUAUUUUCCGCAUUUUACAACAUUUCGCAACGAAACUUUGGAAUAUUACUAAUUUUGUGAUGCUCUUUCAAGCUCUGAUGAAAUUUUUGUCUAGACUUGUUUAGAUCAAAAUUUAGUCUGUUACGCAAAUGGUCAAUUCCAUCAUCUUGGACUCACUUUUUUCAUGGGCCGAAUGACUGAAGUUCUUGCUCCAGAUAUAUAUAGAGCUCACUGGUCCUGACCUGGUAGUAACGUAAAGUUGUGCACCAAAGUUGUGCACAAUAGACCUUAUGCAUAAUGACGUCACAAGGCUUGAUGCCCGCGAGGAAUGCUGGUCUUAGUAGUCAUCGCCCGGGAAAAUUAAACAAUUCAAAAUGGCCACUAUCGAAAUUUUCCCGGGCAAUGACUACUAAGACCAGCAUUCCUCGCGGGCAUCAAGCCUUGUGACGUCAUUAUGCUUAAGGUGUAUUGAAAUAUGAAAUAAUGUAUUGAAGUUUGGUCAUUUGAAUACACAGUUAGGAAGAUUUGGUUAUUUUUUCUAUGUAGAAGAGUUUCAGGCAAGUGGUGAAAGUGAUGAUACACGAAAAUUACUGGAAGCAUCCAAGACUGGUGAUCUUGAGACGGUGAAACAAUGCUGUAAUGCUAAGACAGUCAACUGUCGAGAUCUAGAUGGUAGACACUCUACGCCUUUACAUUUUGCAGCUGGAUAUAACCGUGUUACUGUCGUACAGUUCUUACUGGAGGGUGGUGCCGAUGUACAUGCAAAGGAUAAAGGGUAUAACAAACUAUAAUUUAUUUGUAGGUUUGCAUGGCGAUAAAACAAAUAAUAGUUUUUCUUUGUGGAAACACAGUAAUAAAUUUGCGUGGUGUUUCCACAAACAAAAAGUAUUAUAAACUAUAAUUUGUUGAUGGGCUUUUGGCUGGUGGAAAUGCAAAAAAACAUGCAUGUAUAUACAAUUUUCAGACCCAAUGCAUCUCAUUGGCAGGUGACGUCAUCCCUUGGGUAUUUAAGCAUCACCCCUGAUAAAGACACUAGACUAGAGUGUCGAAACGUUGGGUCCUGAUUACAAUUCGACUGGGCUUUGUAAUCAUUUAUUUAAACCAGAGUAGCGAGCGAAACAUAACCAGGAGCAGUUGCAAAAAAUGCAGCAAUAAGUACUCUGGCAGGAAUCAAAUAGGAAUGGCCGAGUGUUUUGUUGCUUCUUUAGUUUACCUGGUUUCAGUGGCGGACACUUCGCGAUUAUUUCGGGGGGGGGGGGAUUUAGAUUGCUAACAUAUAGCCACCUGUUGUUCUUGAAAAUCUUAGUUCUCCAUGCAAUAUAUAGCUGAAUUUAUAGCCUAUCAAUGCAUUCAUGUAUGGUUGAAAAAAUUAUUUUCCCGUCUUUGUUACACGCCUCCCCGCCCCUGUAUACGUCACUGCUUGGUUUAUAAUUUCAGACAUGUGUACUAUAUUAUUUUUGUAGUGGUUUAGUUCCGUUGCACAAUGCUUGCUCAUAUGGACAUUACGAAGUUGCAAACUUACUUGUCAAGGUACCAACGAGCAACCUAAAUACAACUCUUGAGAAUUACAUCGUUAUGUCUCUCGCAUGAAUAUCUUUAAUUAUGACCCUAACCGUAUUUCAGUUAACAAUUCCUACAUAUACAUAUUGCAAGUCUUCAGGAUGAUUCACACUAUCAAAGUUUCUGUGAAAUUUUGCACAGGUAAAUUCGGAGUUUUUAAAGAAUUUUUAAGAGAUCUUUGUGGGAACUGACUCAGUGUUUAACACUGAAUCAGUUUCCUCAAACAUUUCUUACAAAUCCUUCAAAACUUAGAAUUACCGAUGUAAAAUUGCUAUACUGUGAUCACAGAAACUUUGAUAAUAUAAACCAGCCUUCAGUACUCUCUUGAACUACAAUUAUACUAAUAAUAGUUUCAUCAUUGAAAUUUUCAUGUAGCAUGGUGCUAAUGUGAACGUUGCUGAUCUGUGGAAAUACACUCCUUUACACGAAGCCGCAACCAAAGGGAAACUUGAGAUCUGUAAACUUUUGUUAAGGGUAAGACAAUUAGUCGCCUUAGUUUGGUUUAUUUUCCAUACUAAAUUGAAUUGCAUCCUUCCUUCUCUUUCCAUGCCGUGCACCUUAAAUAGUUUUGUUUGGGAAGGCACGAGAGGGAUUGGAACGUAUGGUGUGAGACAAUCAAAAAGUUGUCUCAAUUCAUUUGUCUCAAACCUGAUUGUAGGUCCUCGUCAGUAUAUUGCAACCUGUCUGUAGCAAUUUUUAUCAUCUAUUUAGCAUGGCGCAGAUUCCUCAAAACGAAAUCGUGACGGUCAAACACCUCUAGACUUGGUCAAAGAUGAGGAUAGCGAUGUGUCGGACUUAUUAAGAGGUGAGAGUAUAUAGUUGAGUGAUCUUGAUUUAUUUAUCAGUCUUUUUUAACUCGACUUUCUUUUCUAGGUGAUGCUGCACUUCUGGACGCAGCCAAGAAAGGCAUCUUAGCAAAAGUAUGUUUCCUUUAUUAUAUAGAGAGACCCUAAGGCACUAUCUUUUCUGUUUGGCGUAAUGACAUUCACGUGUACAAUAGUGACGCUUGGGAGAACCAGUUCAGUGGUGUAACUUUACUUUUUUGACCAUUUGCCCUCAGGGCAAGUUGGACAUGAAAAUUAGUUGCCCUGAAUAAAAUUCACUUGCCAUCAGACAAUGCCCACUGGGGUACCUAGGUAGAGGGGGUAUAAGUUAAUGGGACAACAUGUCGACCCAUUCUUCCACUGCUCUAUAUAGCUAUGUUAUACUGCUUCUGACUUAGCUUUGGCCCACAAAAAAACAACAUUUGAAAUCAAUGAGUACAUGCACUAUAAAAAAUGUAUCCGAUUAUGAAAACAUAAACUUAAAGAUGCUCAGCUUUUUGUGGCAAGGCAACUUGCCCAAUCGGGCAAGCAAGAUAAAAGGUUUACUUGCCCGUCAUGAUAUUCACUUGCCCCGGGCAAGUGUUAAAUUACACCUCUUGAGUUGUUUCUCGCCUUUUAUUGUCCCAAUACAUGAUGCUAUACACUCUUCAGUGGAACACCUUAGAACUUAGAUAAACACUUGGGCACACUAUUUCCACCACUAUUUCCACCAAAAUCCGGCCUUGAAUUUCUUCUCCCGACCUAGACGAAGGUCUCAUUGAGGAAACAUUGAGUCUCUUUUAGUAUUUUUCAGGUAGUGGUAUCGUCUGCAAAACUUUGCUGUUUGAACAAAGUGCUAUUUGAUUUGUAGGUUGUGAAGCUGGCUAAUUCCAGUAACAUCAACUGUCGUGAUAGUCAGGGACGGAAUUCCACACCCCUUCAUUUAGCUGGUAGGUGUAAACUAUUCAUCUGCCUCGCACCCCUUUGAUUUGCUACAUUACAACAUGAGACGCAUAAAACCGGACAAAUUUGAACUCAUGUACAUGUCCCUGUGUAAACAGAUGGACCCGGAUGAAUUUGUAUUUGGUUCCAGAUUCGUCCGCUCUCGUGUGAACGUAAUCCUAGCUUAACAUCAGAUAUGUUUAGGUAUUAUUUUUGCUUGGGUAUUGUUUCUGCUAUAGAAAAUUUAAAAACAAAUAAAUUCUAGUCUAUGGCUUCUCGAUUUCUACCGGAAUAAAGUGCGUUUCACUAAGCAAUAGAGACCUUAUGAUUUUCGGACGGCAACGGCUACCAAUACAAUGGAUCAUUGAAAAGAGUUGAGUAAUUACAAUAUAUGAAUAGUUUAGACAUUGUCCUCGCUCUGUUUACAACGCCAAAUCACAUAUUUUCACGUGUUGAUACAACGGCUGCAUUCCAAGCCACAACAAGUGCAACUUCAAACUGGGUUUAGCAGAACUCUUCCCAGCCAUAAAACCCAUGUCUUCAACUUCUAAGACUGUAUUAAAUUCAUACGAUUGAUAAUAUACGACGAACUAUCUUUACUACCAUUUAUUUGAAGGAGUUUGUUUUGGCGUCGCGUUGCCGUCCUAAAAUCGUAAGGUCUCUAAUAUCGUGCUGCUGACGUUAACCGACAGUUAUCAGAGUGAGAAGAUUAUGUUAAUUCUUUUCAUUACUGGUAUUGUAUAUACUAGUCUCUCGUAUUUUCUGGCAAAUAAAUAGACUUGGGAGCUGUCAUUAUUUAUAUUUCUGAGGGUCACUGCGAUCUGCUGCCCAAUGACGCUUGCUGAGACCCGUCUGUUGAAGUAUAUUCUUGUACUUGGGAGUAAAAUUAUUUCUUUCAUUCUAGCUGGUUAUAAUCAUCUUGAAGUGGCCGAGUAUUUGCUAGAGACUGGGGCGGAUGUAAAUGCUCAAGAUAAAGGAGGUCUGAUACCUCUGCACAAUGCCUCGUCUUACGGGGUGAGUUGUCUGUUGUGUCUGCUUUGGAGAGUUGUCUGUAUCGGAGAGAUGUCUGUCUUAGAGAGAUGUUUGUCUCGGAUACCUCUGGGGUGUCUUUCUGAGAGAGAUGUUCUGUUCAGAGUGAUAUGAGAUAAAGUUAUAAUUGGCUACCCGCUGUUGUAGUGUCCCUGCCACUUUUUCCAUGUACUUUUUUAUUUUAGUAACUUUAUGUGUAUGUUGUCUUCUAAUUUUGUUCCAUAGCAUUUGGAUAUUGCGGCGUUAUUGAUCAAGUACAAGGCAGAUGUUAACGCGACUGACCGCUGGCAUUUCACACCGUUACAUGAAGCGGCGCAGAAAGGGAGAACACAGCUUUGCGCUUUAUUGGUAAGAACAGUUCUGUUCUUUGGAUCUUGUCACCUUGCUCUAAGCUUUCACUAAUAUUGUUUUCCUCAAGUAUAGACCAAUUGCGAAACUUAGUGGCCGCGCCUUCAUACUGCACGAAAACGAGGCUUAUUAUGCAAAAACAAAACAAUUUCUAUAUUUUUAUAUAGCGAAAAGUGUUUUUUCUUUAAUCUCUUUGAUCUUUUCUUAAUAUUUAGUGCUAGGUUAUACAAAUAUUUGUUAAAUUUAUCUAAACAUCGAUUUCCCACUAUAUUUUUACCCGCUUUGGCGAGAUAUUUCGUUGUUGUUUUAGCAUGCGAUGGAACAAAUAUAUGGAAAAGAUCAAUCUAGACUUUAAAAUCUGAUCAAGAUGCAAAUAAAAUAGCCAGUAUAACUUAACAAACUAAAAUAUAACUCUUUCUACCCAGACUUUUUUAGACUUCGUGCGAGAAAAAACGAUUUUGUCAAAGGAUAAUAACAUAAAAUUUCUACAAAUUUUGCCCGACAUUUUCUUUCAUAUUUUUAAAGUUAAAAUCGAAAACUUGCUAUUAUAUUACAACUGAAACAAAAUUAAUCAAUGUUACAACUUAGUCUUUGAAAUGUAUUAAUAAAACAGACGGAAAAUACCUGAUUCUUUCUCUGGCAUAAUCUGCUUCUUUUAUCGGACGGCGAAAAACAGCAAAACAUUGCCUCGCACGCCGCGAAAAACAAUGAAAUUUGAAGUAAGACUAAAUCUAUGAACAAGUUUAAUAAAGAUUUACAUUGUCAAAACAGAAAUAUUGAAAAAAAAUGAAGAGAUUACCAUAAAAACGCGUCUCAAACACUGAAAUUCAUUUUUCGCCGUAUAAAAAUAUAGCAGAAUGAUUUGUUUUUGCAUAAUAAGCCUCGUUUUCGUGUAGUUUAAGGCGCGGUCACUAAGUUUCGUAAUUGGUCUAUACGUUGAGAUUGUUUUAAAUGUUUUGUUCAAUGUGUUGCAGCUAGCACAUGGCGGUGAUCCCACCAUGAGAAAUUUGGAAGGAGAGACACCGUUGGACCUCUCUACAGUGAGUAAACCAACUUCAUCGUGAAAUUUAGCAAUGGAUUUAACCAGAAAAUAGAGAAAUGUUACAGAUGAGCAAGUUUUUUAAGACAAGUUUUCAUAUUUGCUCGUCUGUAUUGGCACAGAUUAGGUAUAUAUCAGAUAUGUAACUUAAUCGGACUUCAUGUCCUUAAAUUUCCCUAUAUGUACACGUCAUGCUCAUGCCAUCAUAGAGAUUAUAAAUAACACUAGUGGAGGCAUCGCAAUCUUGACAUCUGGGGCCGGUUGUAUAAAAAAGUGAUUAAAGUUAACUAUGAUUAAGUGCAAACGUCAUCCAAUACACCCUUUUCAUAAAUGGCUGCCGAUUAAAAAUUCUUUUAUGUGCAUAUAAAUUGGCCCAACUAGCCUCGUACUCAUGUUGAGAUUUCAAAGGAAUUUCUACUCAGAAACGAGGCUAGUUGGGCCAAUUUAUAUGCACAUAAAAGAAUUUUUAAUCGCAGCCAUUUAUGAAAAGGGUGUAUAAGAAGCGCCUAUUUGAGAGUUAAUCACUAUUUAACUACAAAAUAGUGAUUAAAAAAGUGAUUAAGAGUUUUAUACAACCGGCUCCAGGCAAAAAAAAACUAUUGGGGGGGGGGGCAAAUUCAAGUCCCGGAUGUGUACUCGUGUUUCCAUUGGUGAGGAGUUUCCAUUUAGCCAAUGAGAGCAUGAUUUUAUAUCCGGGACCAGCAAAAUGGCGUCCUGAAAAACAUGAACUUUUGCAUUUUAUUGCGGCUUUUUUGGAUCGAAAAUCGAAAUUUAUGGAUUAAACAAUCAAGAGCAUCAUUUGUUGAAUUUUAAAGUUGUUGAAAGCAAUUAAAGUUGUAGAAAAAGUGUUGAAAGCAUUUUUGAAAGCAAUGACGUAUUACCAAAUGGCGAAUAAUCACGCGAGCGACACUUGCUAGGAAGAUAGCGACCAUGGGACAAAUUGUUUACUGAAGUUACACAUCUGUCCAUACUUAGGGACCGGUCAUUAAUAAUGGGAGGGGGGGUGGGGGCGGUGGUUCAUAAAUACCAAAUAUUGAACUUUUUCAAAGACGCCCCUACCUUCAUCUAGAACAUUUAGGGACCCCCCCCCCCCCAACAUUUAAUUCGUUAAAUUUUUUGGUGUAAAAUAAGUAAAGGGCACGUACUGGUGUAAGACAUUGUGUAGCCUAAAUAAUUAGAUAACCAGUAUUCAAAAUGGUUGUUAUUUAAUCCGACUCCUAUGGUGAACUGUAUAUACAUAAUAAUCUAUGGAAACUACGAUAAUAGGAACUAAAGAAGGUGAAAUAUUUUGUGGGAUACGAUAAAGGCGAGAGAUUGAAAAUGAUUAGGAAAGUGUUAAAAAAAUUGGGGUCGCCCCUUGUCACAUAUUUUUCAGUUUGAGGCCACCCCCAAUUCAGGCAAAAAUAGUUGAAGCCGCCCCCCUUUUGUAACCCACCGCCCCCGUCCCAUUAUUAAUGUCCGGUCCCUUAAUUUAUGGUAUUGGCAACUUUGCCAAUUUUUACAAUGACAAGUAGUAUGCCAGCUUUUGAACAAGUGCACUUGUCAUAGAAAACAUUGGCGCAGUCCAAAUUUUGUUCGUCUGUAUGGUUCAAGAAAGAAAAUUUGGCAAAGUGAUCUGAGCACAGGCAUGCGGUUGGUCAGCCAUCUGCAAUAUGUAAUGGCUAAUAAUAGCUAGUGUGGCGGUCAGAAAACAAAAAACUUGUCAUAGAAACACGUACUUGGACCUUUUUUCAGACAGCUGUAUCAAUUUCCCGUGCGUAAUACAAAAUGACUGAAAAACGGCAAACUUCGCAGGGUUAUAUUAUCCGCAUUUUACAACAUUUCGCAACGAAACGUCGGAAUAUUACUAAUUUUGUGAUGCGCUUUCAAGCUGUGAUGAAAUUUUUGUCUAGAUCAAAAUUUGUCUAGAUCAAAAUUUUGUUCAUUAGGGAAUAGGUCCAUAGAAAACUUGCUCGUCUAUAACCGGCUUUAGAUGCUUCAUCAGUUUAGUAUCAAACACUACCUACACUCCGCGUUUAGAGCGCUCCUACUGUAGCCUUCGUAGAAGGCUCGUUCUUAUCUUUGUGUCUGCACAGAUUAGCUAUAUUGAGAUACAAUCAUUCAUGUUUGUCCGUUCUAUUCUCAACAGGCCGAAGAUGUGAAAGCUUUGUUAAGUGAUGCAAUGUUACACUGUGCCAAGACUGCAACCCCAAGUAAACCUGUACAACCAAGUAUGAAACAAGAAAAUGGUGCUUCACCUUUAUCUACAGCUAACUCAAGACUGCUGGCCAGCAAUCUUCCUGGCUCAGGAGACGGAGCUUCGACAGAAAGACCUGCUAUGGAGCUUCCACCAGGUAAAUACGGAAAUACAGACAAGAAUAGCAGGCGCACGCGGGCUUUGCGGGCUAAGGCAAGAGUAACGUGGGUCCGGGCGAAAUUAAGAAAGAUUGUUUCCCAGCCAUCUUUUCCAUAAGUAGGCAAAUCAAGAAAUAUUAUGCUUGUGAUGUUACUCUGAGUGUAAAUCCACACCGGGCAGGCUUGAAAAAUAUACCUGGCCACGGUGGGAAUCGAACAUACGACCUUUGGAAUACUAGCCCAAUGCUCUGCCAACUGAGCUACGCGGUCAUGUCGGUUCGAGCAUGUGAUAUUUUGGAACAGAGUCCUUCGAUAUCAGUGUAAUCUAAUAAUUAUGAUAUUUGCUGUGUUGGUGUAAUGUACUUAGAUGAAUAAGAUCCUUGUGUGGUGUUACUCUGAGUGUAUAUCCCCACCGGGCAGGCUUGAAAAAUAUGCCUGGCCACGGUGGGAAUCGAACCUUAUUCACCUGAGUACAUUACACCAACACAGCAAAUAUCAAGACAUAUUAUUUUCUACGGUACGCAAACCAAGAUAUCUUUUCAUGUUUUCCAAAAUUGUGUACACCAAGAAAUAUUUGUCAGGAACAUUUGCCUGUACAGUAAACAGAACGAAUACUUGCAAACAGAAGAAACAAUGGAUGUGAAACAAUAAUAGCGCUGGGAAAAAGUACUUCUGAAUAUGUUGGCAAGCAUUUUUGUUUUCCAGGAUAAUUUCUUAGUGUGGGAAAAGAAACAUUUGUGGAAACUUCAUGAUGUUUUCACGACAAUCGUCUGGAAGUUAGAUUAGACAUAGGGCCUUUGCUCGAAAGUCUAAACAUUAUUCCCUCGUAUUUUUCAGAUAGUUUGCAGCCUUCACCAACCAAUCAACUAAACAAUAAUAUAUUUAUUAUUUCUCAGUUCAUCCAGGCCUUGAUGUGGAUAUUGGACAAUUUUUGAACAGUUUACAACUGGCACAUCUUAAUGAAAUAUUUGAACAAGAACAGGUUCGUGGAAACAGAUGUUUCUUUAAUAGACCACAUGAGCCCAGCUGUUUGCCCGCGUAGCAAUGUCUGCCCGCAUAGCAAUGUUUGCCCGCAUGGCAAUGUCUGCCCGCAUGCCAAUGUUUGCCCGCAUGGCAAUGUUUGCCCGCAUGGCAAUGUUUGCCCGCAUAGCAAUGUCUGCCUGCAUAGCAAUGUCUGCCCGAAUAGCAAUGUCUGCUUGUAUAGCAAUGUUUCCCGCAUUGCAAUGUUUGCCCGCAUAGUACUGUCCGCAUAUAACAAUGUCUGCUCACGCCUUUGUGACGGAGAAUGUAUGCGGGCGUAAACAAAGCCUGGGCUUUUGUGUUUUGUAGACACAGGCAUAAUAUAGACAUAUCUGCCCAAUUCGCUGACAUAUAUAACUUAAAUGGUUGGUAACAUUCCAUUUUAUGUUUACCUUAUCAGAGCAGACGUAACUAUAGGCAGGUGAUUAAGGCUACGUUUACGGGAACAAUUCGUGAUUCAAAAUGGCGUCUAGCAAACAACAACUUACUAUUCUGACCUUAUUUACGGGUAUAGCUUGCUCACUCUUUCAAAUGACGUCUGCAAUAUCUUUGCCAUAGAUGGGUGGGGGCGGAAGCUGUUUACACUUGGGCGUAACGUUUCGCGAACGAAGCAAAAACCUAUCCGAUACAGUGUGAACGUUGCCUAACUGACAAUAAUGUAAAUUGGGUGAUAACAGACAUAAAACAUUCAUUGCCCGGUGUUUAACGUGCGACCAACCCCAAAUAUGAUUUUUGGUAUGUGUAAUAUUUGGGUCAUUCUACGAACAAAUGUAUUAUGUAUCUUUAUAGUAAAAAACCUCAUCUUGAUCAACUUUUUCACUGUCAAAGUUUCCAGAUAUGAUGUCAUUAGGUGACUUUAAUUUUUGGUACAAAAAAACUAAUUUGCAAUUCAGCUAAUGACAUUGUAUCCGGAACCUUUGACAGUGAAAAAAAAUUAUCAAUAUGGGAUUUUUUAUUAAUAAAGAUAUAUUACAUUUCUUCGAAUGACCCAAAUAUUACACAUACAAAAAGUCAUAUUUGGGGUUAGUCACACUUCAACAACAUCAAAACUUGAUCAAUAUUUGUUUCUAGAUAACAUGGGAUGUUCUUCUAGACAUGGGUCAUGAAGAACUCAAAGAGAUCGGAAUCAAUGCUUAUGGACAUCGACAUAAAAUACUUAAAUCUGUUAAAGAGAGGAUAACCAACAUGGGACUAGGUCAGGAUUCGUUCAAAUAGUGUAUUGAAAAGCUUGCUGCUCAAAAGCCUGGUUUACACUAUCGAAGUUUCUGUGAUCACAGUAGGAAUUUUGCAUAGGUAAUGGACCUAUUCCCUAAUGAACAAAAUUUUGAUUUAGACAAGGGUAGACAAAGAUUUUAUCACAGCUUGAAGAGCAUCACAAAAUUAGUAAUAUUCCGAAAUUUCGUUGCAAAAUGUUGUAAAAUGCGGAUAAUAUAGCCCUGCGAAGUUUGCCGUUUUUCAGUCAUUUUGUAUUACGCACGGGAAAUUGAUACCUUUUUUCAGAAAGCGGUAUCAAUUUCCGUGCGUAAUACAAAAUGAGUGAAAAACGGCAAACUUCGUAGGGCUAUAUUAUCCGCAUUUUUGCAACAAAUGUCUUGACAACAUUUUGCAACGAAACUUCGGAAUAUUACUAAUUUUGUGAUGCUCGUUCAAGCUGUGAUAAAAUGUUUGUCUAGACUUGUCUAGAUGAAAAUUUUGUUCAUUAGGGAAUAGGUCCAUUUCUACGUUUUGAAGGAUUGUAAGAAAUGUUCGAGGGAACUGAUUCAAUAUUUACAACUCAGUUUCCUCAAACAUUUCUUACAAAUCCUUCAAAACUUAGAAAUUACCCAUAUGCAAAAUUCCUACUGUGAUCACAAAAGCUUUGAUAGUGUAAACUAGGUAAACCUUUGUAAAACCAUUGUAAACUGUUCUACGCGAUACAAUUAGUUGUAUACGAUUCUUAUUCUGGCGUAUGUAUUCGAAUAAAAACCAGUGAACUGUAAUAACACUGGAACGCUAACUGCAGAUAAACAUGCCCAUACUUGCCUGAAGCCAAAAUGGCGCUUCUCGCGAGCACGGCCAGCAAUAAAUUAACUUUCAAAAGGACUGGGGAGAGUUUCGAGGAGCGGGAAAUUCAGUCAAAAGUUUGUUUUUGAGCGAAAAUCAGCAAGAAAAAGUACUUUUUUUAUCAAAAGGCUUCAACUUUAAAGAUUCAAACCUGGUUUCCUGGAUAGUUCUAAGUAUUUUACAUCCACUAACAGCAAAAACUUCCUGGGUAACAGCUUGAUAUUCAAAAUAUUACACAAGUUUGAACGUGCCAAAAAAAACUUCGCACUUUGACUCCUGAAAAAAGUACUUUAUAACUGCUGUACGUUCUGGAAACAUGUUUUGUAUUAAAUUUCAGGUAUUGUUGAAAGUUUUUAGCUUUUUUCCUUGUUGAAAUACAGCUAUUUAGUGGUCGAAAACAGACAUCUUUUUGGUGGCGUAUUUUCCACUCCAUACGUACAUGGCGGCCUUCAAUUUGGCUUCAAAGAUGGCCGCCAAGUUAUCGUUCCAGUUCCCUUAGAGUUCACUGAUAAAAACACGUAAAGAAACUUCGCCAUAAACUGAAUUGAGGAAUAGACCCCAGAAGUGCUUACGUCACGCAAUUUUUAAUACAGAGCAAUGCAAUUUUUAAAGGCACAGUCAGUUGAGCCUUUUGAAUGAUGGUUUUUAAGGCACAUUUCAACCAUUUUAAUUGAAAAAACUAACUAGGAUAAUCAAUUAAGCAUAAUUCAAGAUCAGCAAACUUAAUGUUUUUAACAUUUUAAAACAUUUUUAUUGUUAAAAACAUCGAGUUUACUGAUUUUGAAUUAUGCGUAAUCGAUUUUCGUGGUUAGUUUUUUCAAUUAAAGGGGCAGAAUAGACCUCAGAAGUGCUUACGUCACGCAAUUUCUGAUACAAUGCAAUUUUUAAUACUUUUGGAUCAAUAAUUCAUUGUGGCGUCAGCAUUUAGUAAUUGUCGUAUGCCAGAAUAGCUUUUAGAAAUUAUUGAGCUCCCUGUAAUGUCCAGCACUGUUGCUGACAAAGGGCCAAGGGGCGAUAAACAUUUAGCAAGCCUGAUUCUUCUGACCUGUGGAAAAGAGUCAGAAGGUCAUGAUGUAAAUACAAUCUAUCUGUUCAUUGUUAGGUAAUGGACCAUUUACAGCGUUAUCUGCCACAAAUCACGGUACAAUACUUCAAGAAUUAGGUCGAACAGAUAAAGAUUUUAUAUCCGUAUCUGAAGAGGUAUAUUAAAGUAUCUAAGAAUGUUAAAAACUCUGCUUUAAAUCAGGUGUUAUUGAAGUAAGAAAUUAAUUUUCAAUUUUAUUUUGUAGAUGCAAAGUACAAUACGAGAACAUCGGGACCACGGGCAAGCAGGAGGGAUAUUUAACUCUUACAAUAUUAUCAAGGUUGAUAAAUGUUGAACUUUUUAUAUGCAACUGUUCUAUACAAAGGUCUAUAGUUGGGUGAUUGGCUUGGGUCUAGCUUAAAAAAUAAUGAUGUCAUGGGGCCCCCAGAGAAGAUUUGCCGCGGGGCCCGCGAAUUAUCUCGGCGGUCCUGUUAUCAUGCAUAAUACAGUAUUUGUGUAAUCAUGCUAAAAAUUAGAAAGCUGAAUUAAAAAAGAAAGUUAGAAGAAAGUUAGGUUGUCCUCUGAAGUAAAACUCGAAAACAGCAAAAUCUCGACCCCUGAGCACAGACACAGGAAAAAAAUUUCAUUGAUGAGUUUAUGAUUGUAAAAACUGUUACCAUUAUUGGUUAUUAUGGAUUUCCCAUAUGGUAAGUUAGUAAAAACCAUGUUCAAUAUUUACCAUUAAUGGUACUUUAUUUUUUCCUGUGCACCGGAAAAUACCAUAAAUGGUAAGUAUUAAACAUGCAUGGUUUUUGCCUAUGGUAAUAUGGGGAAUCUAUGAUAACCAAUAAUGGUGAGACUUCAAUUUUUACAUUGAUAUUGUAGUCCGUGUAUGAUAUAAUACAUGGACUACAAUAUCAAUGUAAAUUGCAUGGUAAAUCUUUAAAAACCAUUCAAAAACGCAUUCUUGGAAAUUAAAUCAAACAAUCACACAAUGAGUAUGUGUAAAAAUCCCGCAUCUUGUAGCAAGUCUGCCAACAGGCUGUCAACAAGUUGUGUUCGCAAUGCUUGUCCCAAGUUGUCAACAAGUUUGGAACACGCUGUUAACAGCUUUUUUAAGGUAAUAAUAUAACCACUCAGCACAGCAUUUUCACAUUGGUACUACCAACACUGGUACAGACAGUUUUUGUAACAAUUAACCUUGUUGAUAUUAUCAGACUUUUUGCGAGGUUGUUCCUACAAGUCCGAUGCAGUCAUGAUAUAACAAAUUAACAAUAUUGUUACAACCUUGUGUCGUCAACCUUGUAACAUUCCUGUUAUAUCAUGACUGUAUCAGACCUGUUAGAACAACCUUGUAACAAGUCUGAUAAUGCCAUCAAGCUUGUCACAAGUUGUCAACAGCUUGUUCCAAACUUGUUACAACAACUGGGAACAAGCAGUGCGAACACAACUUGUUGAUAGCUUGUGAACAGAUUUGUAACAACUUGUUUGCAGACCUGUAACGACUUUGGCGUUUUUACGUGUGUAUAUGUACAUAGAGACAUAAACGCACACGUUUACAGGUCGAUGUUUUGUGGUUGUGAGUUUUAACUUUCAGAGGAUAACAUUAACUGAAUUAGCUGUAUAUAUGCUUGUGAGUCCAUUUCCUCUGCAUCAAGAAAUUCCAUAUCUUCUACAUUUCCAAUAGUGUUAUCAUAUUUCCAGAUUGAACGGGUGAUCAAUAAAAAGAUGUGGGAAAGAUAUUGCUACAGAAGGCAAGAGGUAAAUUUAUAGGCGCCCGUGGUUUGUGCCCGAAAUUUCUGAGACGUGUGGAUCCGGUGAAUUUAGUAUUUUACAAUAAGCUGUCGUGUUUGUGUCCGGACUUCCUCUAAAACAUCUCAAACGUGGAGGUCCAGUGAACGUAGUGCACUACAGUAAGCCUUUGAACUCCAUGCAAAAAAAGUUAAGAACGCCUUGAGAUUCCGAGCGAAUUAAGGAAUUUAGUUGGGAAAGUUAAUCGCCUUUGCCAGGAGUUUAAUUGCCACUACAGUAAAAUGCUACCUACACUGCACCCCAUGUUCCAGUAGUCAUACCCCGCCAUAGUGUUGAAAUAACAAAAUGUUGAAAUACUCGUUGUUGGCCAGGUUAUAAUAGACAGAUUUAGAUCGAGGACGCGGACGUCAAAGACGACGUGAAAAUGACGUGUUUUGCCCAAGUAUGGAUAUGCCACGCCAUUUUGACGCCAUUUUCACGUCGUCUUUGACGUCUGCGUCCUCGAUCUAAAUGUGUCUAAUAGUCAGUUUGGCAACCGACAUUAACGGCGACCGCAGAAAACAAAAUUACUUAUACUUUUGUAUUCGAGCCAAAACUUAAUUACUAAACUUUUAAAAGCACUUUCUUUCUUUUAAACAACCCUGAAAUUCCCUGAAGUCGCAAUAGUAAGUGAAUUCACAUAAAACACGCCAAACGACGUGAACGUUUUACUCUGUUGGCGUGGUCAUGAGUCGUGAAAAUGAUGUAAAAAUCGUAGCAGUUUGAACAACUAUACGGCGUACUAGAAUGCUUAAGGAAUGCGAAUUAUAGUCCCCUUUAUCUUAGAGUAAAGAUGCUAUUGUUGAUGAGCACGUUCUCUUUGUUUUUGCCAAACUCUCUAGUAGUGUUUGUUGGCAAACGAAACAUGAAGUCACAAAUGCGCCCUUCCAAAAAUACAGCCUCGUUAUAGUGAUUGAGAUAUUGGAUAUAGAUUCUUUUAUCUUGUUGCCAGUUUAGUUUUAGUUUUAAUAAGCUUUCGUACAUCAUUUUACGAGGAGUUAUUAACUACAACAGAGCAAGCUCCAGGGCAGCAAAAAAAGAAUUUUCUUCCUGGGACCACAACCUGGAGACAAAAAUUUCCCGCAGACCAACGGAGUAUUUUGUGCUAAAUCUGCAUGUGCAUAAACAUAUAGUGUUCUAGCUGACCAUUGUUUUAAAUUCAAGGAAUAAUGUUUAUCAACCAUAUGUUGUUGCGCCCAUAGUGGACAUGGAUGUUAAGGUUUCCUUCAAAUUUUCAAUAGCAACUCUUCAUUCAAACGAAUUUCCUGCAGCUGUUUAACAUUUCUUGUGAGCAGUGCUUGCAUGCUCGCCUAUUUUUCCACCCCUGGCAAUCCAGGUUUAACUCCAUAUACAGUUACAAUAGACCUUUAUAAAAGUAGAUCAUCAGUAACAAGAUAAAGGUCUCUAAAACCGAGAUCUGAAUCACGAAAACGAGGCUCUGUAGCCAAAACAGUACUUUCUACAAGGGUGUAUUAGACUAUUGUCAUUGAAUGCUUACAAUUUAUUGUUAAACCAAGUUAUCUCCUCCUUUAAGGUCGCAGAGUCAAAUCAUAAUCAUGCCAAUGAGAGAAUGCUUUUUCAUGGUAAGAUUUAAAAGAUUCAUUGAAUGGUUUUGUCCGUUGUUACUGAAUAAUACUUUACAAUAUCUUUGCAUAUUUUUCAGGCUCACCGUUUGUCAAUUCCAUCGUUCAAAAAGGAUUUGAUGAACGUCAUGCUUACAUUGGUGGGAUGUUUGGUGCAGGUAAUGAUGACUCAUUCAUAUUGUGAUGUUUUAUUGCAUGAGCUUCUAAUAUUUGAAAUAAGUUUAUUCCUAGGUAUUUAUUUUGCUGAGAAUUCCUCUAAAAGUAAUCAAUAUGUCUAUGGUAUAAAUGGUGGAAGUGGUUGUCCUGCUCAUAAAGAUCGUUCAUGUUAUGAAUGUUCCAGGUAAAAUCUUGUAAAUAUUCAUAUCGUGUGUCUGAAACCGUGUUAUCGUGAGAGUAAUAGGAGACCCCCGAGGGAAAUAAACCCGAAUCGAUGCCUGUUCGUAUCGCAGACUACCUGUUCGCUGGCUACCAAAAACUCGCAGUUGAUGAGGCAAAAAAAAAAUAUGUGGGUUUCCGGUUUCUUCUUAUAAAAACUUAGGUAGGGUAGGUCGAUUUUAACUUUUUUUUUUAAACUUUUUUUUUAUUUUUCCGAACAAGCGGACGCCAUUUUGUUUAGUCAGUGCUUCCACAUCCAAAGAUAAAUUUCCCUAAUAUUGCCUCAAAUUUCAAUUUUCCACAAACUUUUCCUCUAAGUGGAAACCUUACAAGCAUGAUCCAAUAAAAAAGUUUAGGGUCGGGAUUUCGACGUCCAAAAGCUAGGUAGGGUCGGGAAACCGGAAACCCACAUUUUUUUUUUUGGCCCGAGAAUGGCUGAGAGUUGAUGAAAAUGGCUGAGAGUUACACACGUAAAAAUGUGUACGAACUUGCAGCAGAAUUGUAGCAAUGCUGUUCCAACAACUUCUCAACAGGAUGUGUUUUGUUCCCAGCUUGUUGACAAGUUGUCAGCUAGAAGGUUGUUGAGCUCCGCAGACUCGGUCAAGUUGUUUCAACAACUUGUUAUCAUCCUCCAAUUCGACAAUUUGUCAACAAGUUGUGAAUGACAGUCUUGUAGCAACAUUGUUACAACUUGUUGACAAGAUUGCUACAAGCCUGUUGCUACAACUACAAGCCUGUUGACGAUUUUAGAUGAUCAGGGCUUACGUGUGUGUUAGCGUGUAGCCAAUGUUACUAAAAAUUCAGUAUUACUAAAAAUUACGUAAUUGCAUAUUUUUUUUUCAGACAAAUGUUGUUAUGUCGCACAGCACUUGGCAAACCAUUUUAUCAAUUUUCCGCAAUAAAAGUCGCUCAUUCUCCACCUGGACAUCACUCUGUCAUCGGAAGACCCAGCGCAGGAGGACUUUCUUUUGCUGAAUAUGUUGUAUAUCGAGGAGAACAGGUAAUGAUUAGCCUUUCAACCUAUCUGUCACUUCAAGAAUAUCGUACCGUAACAUAGCACAUAUGUCUUUAUUUUGUGAACACUCGUCCAGAGCAACUAACGCUGCGCUUCAUACGUUGACGGUUAAUCUAAGUUAGUUGGCCAAGCAUGGCUAGCGAGAAAUGACAAGGUAAAACUCGAUUAUAUGUUGAAAAGAUCCAAUCAAUGAAGUUAUGAUGAAAAUUGUUCGCUGUUUAGUUUUGUCCAACAAUCAUUCUGGAUACUUGUCGGUUUUGCUAGCCCUUGCUUUGUCACUAUUUGUAUAAUAUAUCUUAAGUUUGCUUUUUGUUGUCCUUAUUAUUAGUUUUAUGUGUCAUUCUUCCUAAUUUGUGUUUUUUUUUCUUUAAAAAAAAUUUAUUGUUAGCCCCCCCCCCCCCUGUUAAGCCUAGACGUUUGGGGUAAACACCUAAAUAAAGUUUAUAUAAAAAAAGGCCUGGCCCAAACGUAAAGCUAUAUUACUAAUCCCAAUCCUUGAUCCUAAUCCUAAACCUUAUAUGACGUCAUAUCGGGGUGGUAAUAUGGAAAGUCAUCCAAACUAUCCUUCAUUUUUUCAGGCGUAUCCAGAAUAUUUAAUAGAUUAUAAAAUAGUGAAGCCAGAAAACAGAGACAGUGAUUCAUGGCUAUCGUCAUCUUCGUCAUCAUAACAACAGAUCUUUCCAGUGGGUUUCGCCGCGUGCUACAUGCCUGGGGAGAAUAUUCUGGGCUUGUUUGAGCUGGUAGUCGAGCAAUUGCUCUGAGCUUCCCAUUAAGAGGCGUUGAACCUUCAUUGGGCAUGAUACGAGCGAGAGAAUGUUUGAGCAAGUACUCCGAGCUGCUUCAACAGAACUAAGAUUCUCCUAAAGCAUGUACACCAUCGUAUAGGAUUCCAUUCUCGACUUGAUGUUAAAGUCAUGGAGUAUUCCAUCAUUACUGGUGAUGAUACGAGCAAGUAUUUCAGCAAUUGCUUCAACAGAACCAAGGUUCUGCUGAAGGGACUCGUGUGUACACCAUCAUUACUAUUCCAUCAUUACUGGGGAUGACAUGAGCAAGUAUUUGAACAACUGGUCUGAGCUGUUUUAACAGAAAUAAAGUUUUCGUUGGCACGUGUGGACAGCGUAAGACGGCUAACACGAAGUCGCCAUGCAAACCAUAUCAAGCUGCAUUCGAGCAAUUUUCGAGUUACUCGUUUUCCUGUUAUAAAUUGCGUGCUUAACCAAAUACAAAGCGUCGCCGCUAGUCGAGCCUAUCGGUAUGCUGGGGGUCAUAAUAGUACACACGUAAAAAUCUCAACUUGUCAACAAGAUGUGUUCGGAACAGGCUUGUAGCAAGCUUGUCAACAAGUUGUGUAACAAUGCUGUUAUUCCAUCAAGUUGCUACAAGGCUGUCACUCACAACUUGUUGACAAAUUGUUGAAUUGCAGGACGAUAACGAGUCUGUUGAGCUCAACAACCUUGUAGCAAGUUGUCAACAAGCUGGGAACAAGCUGUGUAUGCUAACACAUCCUGUUGUGACAAGUUGUUGGAACAUCAUUGCUACAGGUCUGCUGCAGUUUGUUACAACUUGUGCGUUUUUACGGGUGAGCACUUGUUUCCAUCCACCAAACUGACGACGUCAUUUUCGUAAGAUGGAAGUGCUGUUAAAUGGUGGCUAUGUAACAAACCCUACCCUAACCCUAACCCUAACCAAAAUAAAAUAAAUCCAAAAAGUGACGUAACGUCAGUUCGAUGGUUGGAAACGAGUGAAAACCAUUUUUACGUGUGUAGACCUUGCGCAACAGCGCCUACGACGCGUUUAAUGCUAAUUCAAUUAUAUAAAUUGUAUAUGCAUUCAUUAACAUUAAUAUAUGGUGAAUGGCCAUUAUAUAUAGUAACAAUCGUGGCGUAUAAAUGCAAAUUGAGGAAUUGUAAUAUAGUGUGUACAAAAAGAAUAAAUAUAAUUUAAAAGUCAAAGAUCCCAAGUUUAUACACAAUACAGAUAUUGUUAUUUUAAUACAAAAUCUUCUAGCAAAUGUUUGGCAUACUAGGUAGCAAACACAUUAUUUGCAUUAGUUUUAACAAAAAAUAUUUUUCUGACAACACUAGUAUUUUAUAAUGUCUAAUGUAUGUCUCUGUGACAAUAUAUUUAGUAAUUGCUUUAAUAUUUGUUGUACACACAGUGUUUCCCAGAUAGAUAUAUUUCCCAAAUGGCCAAAUACCACCAUAUUUAAGGCUAAUGCCUUACUUUUUGCCCCCCCCCCCCCUUUCAAAAAUCGAAAAGGGGGCACAAAAUGGACAAAAAGUAAGGCAUUAGCCUUAACUUUUCGUGCCCCUUUUUUGCCCCUUCGAUUUUUGAAAAAGGGGCAACAAAUGGACGAAACGGUAAGGCAUUAAAUACCUUACUUUUUUGCCAUUUUUUGCUCCUUUGAAAAUCGAAAAAGGGGCAAAAAUGGACGAAAAGUGCAUUAAAUGCAUUACUUUUUUCCCAAUUUUUGCCCCUUUUUCGAAAAUUGAAAGAGGCAAAAAAAAAUGGACGAAAAGUUAAGGCAUGAUCCUAACUUUUUUGGCAAUUCUACCAUGGAGAUUAUGGCGAGAACGGGACACAGAAGUACGCCAGCUAGUACGAAGUUAUAAAAGGCCAAGCGGUGAAUGGACGACUUGCGCUUUAGACUAAAUUUUAAUCUAAGUAAGAACAACGAAAUCUAUCACCACAGCUAGAAAGAGCGUCUUGGAAUUAGUAAUAUUACAAAGUUUGGUUGCGAAAUGUUGUAAAAUACGGACAAUAUAGCCCUUCAAAUUUGGCAAAUUUGUAUAAAAAAAUUACGUGCGUGAAUUGGUAACUAAAUUAGUUACCAAUUUCCGCACGUAAUAGAAAUGUGUACAAAUUUGCCAACUUCGCAGGGCUAUACUUUCCGUAUUUUACAACAUUUCGCAACCAAACUUUGCAGUUUUUCUAAUUUUGAUAACUUCUUUCCGAAAAUAUCCUUUGUUAUUCCCAGAUUAAACAUUUUUCUAAAGCGCAAGUCGUCCAUUGCUGCAAAAAGUAUCAGAUGCCUUACAAGCACGAAUGAGUCCAAUUAAAAUUAGAGAAAAAGUAGAAUCCAACAAAGUUGUCGCAAAAAUGGUGUGGAAAAAGAGCAAAGGAAAGACGUACCACAUUAAAUUUGAAUUUUGAGUCAAAUGAACAGUACUGAAUUAUGACUUGAACUUACGUAUUGAAGUUAGUUUAUUUUUUUAGGGAAUUGGUGUAUGUGCCUAUUAAUGCUAUAAUUAUAACGAAAAUGUUGAUCUGCUUACUUUGUAAUUUUUGGAUAACUUGUACUAUUUUAUACUUAUUUAUUUUACUUAUGCAAUCUAGAAAAGAAGGCUAAGGUGGAUAAGUUGCGAUAGGCUUUCAACUUGUGGUAAAGACUACAGGCUGUGUAAUGUACCAUUGUGGUUCAAGUCCUACAGAAAUCAUUUUGUGAUUCGAAAAUGGUAGAAUUUUAAUUAAUACACAAGCUAGACAAUAAAUAAGGUGAAUAAGUCGCGGUAGGCUUCCAACAACGAGCAAGUGGCCUAUUGGUAAAGACUGCAUGCUGUGUGAUGUGUACCAUUGUGGUUCAAAUCCUACCCAAGUCAUUUUGUGUGUUGAAAUGUGUUCAAUAUUAAUUAUACAAGCUAGAGAAAAAAGGUUAAGGUGAAUAAGUUGCGGUAGGCUUCCAACGACGAGCAAGUGAUCUAUUCGUAAAGACUACACGUUGUGUAAUGUGCCAUUGUCGUUCAAAUCCUACAGAAGUCAUUUUGUGUCUUGAAAUGUGUCGAAUAUUAAUUAUACAAGCGAGAAAAAAAGGUUAAGGUGGGCAAGGUGAAUAAGUCGCGAUAUGCUUCCAACAACGACCAAGUGGUCGAGUGGUAGCGAUAUCGGACUGUAAAGCCCUGGGCACACUAGGAAACAUUUGUGAUGUUUCCCUCAAAUGUUUCCCUGUUUACCCACCCAUGGAAACAAUUUAUAUAAUAAUAUAAUAAUAACUUAUAUAAUAAUUCCAGAAAGCUUGUGGAUUGUAGAUUUCAAAAAUACAAUUUUCAGGCUGGCCCAAAUUCAAGUCUCUGCUACAAUGGCCUUGAAAGUCAAUAGAACAUCAGGUUCGAAACCGCAUAAUAUUAACUUUCACGUCUUUUUCGAUUAUGCGCCAUCGAUAGAAAGCUUAUGGACCGUAGAUUCUAAAAAUACAAUUUUCAGACCGUGACAAAUUCCCGUUUCUGCUGCAGGGACCUUGAAAUUCAAUAGAACAUCAGAUUCGAAACAGCCCAAUCCCUAACCCUCACUUAUAUAAUACUAACUUUAUCGUCUUUUUCGAUUACACAGCUGGAAAAAACUGCUUUUUAUCUCCACUUCCGACCUAGUGAUGCACGAAUGAGGCAUCGACAGAAAGCUAAUGGAUCGUAGAUUUCAGAAAUACAAUUUACAAGCUGGCCCAAAUUCAAGUGUCUGCUACAAGGGCGUUGAAAUUCAAUAGAACAUCGGGUUCGAAACCGCAUAAUAUUAACUUUCACGUCUUUUUCGAUUAUGCACCUGGAAUAACCUGCUUUGUUUCUUCAUGUACUGUCUUUUGAUACACAAGUAAGGCAUCGUUAGAAAGCCUAUGGACCGUAGAUUCUAAAAAUGCAAUUUUCAGACCGUGCCAAAUUCCAGUUACUGCUGCAGAAGCCUUGAAAUUCAAUAGAACGCAAGUUCGAAACCGCAUAAUAUUAACUUUCACGUCUUUUUCGAUUAUGCACCUGGAAUAACCUGCUUUUUAUCUUCAUAAAAUGUCUUUUGAUGCACGAGUAAGGCAUCGUUAUAGAAAGCUAAUGGAUAGUAGAUUUGAGAAAUACAAUUUACAAGCUGGCCCAAAUUGAAUCUCUGCUACAAGGGCCUUGAAAUUCAAUAGAACAUCAUGUUCGAAACCGUAUAAUAUUAACUUUCACGUCUUUUUCGAUUAUGCACCUGGAAUAACCUGCUUUUUAUCUUCAUAAACUGUCUGUUGAUACACGAGAAAGGCAUCGACAGAAAGCUAGUGGAUUGUAGAUUUGAGAAAUACAAUUUACAAGCUCGCCCAAAUUCAAGUCUCUGCUACAAGGGCCUUGAAAUUCAACAGAACAUCAUGUUCGAAACCGCAUAAUAUUAACUUUCACGUCUUUUUCGAUUAUGCACCUGGAAUAACCUGCUUUUUAUCUUCAUAAACUGUGUUUUGAUAAACGAGUAAGGCCGCGAUAGAAAGCUUAUGGACCGUAGAUUCUAAAAAUAAAAUUUUCAGACCGUGCCAAAUUACAGUUACUGCUGCAGAAGCAUUGAAAUUCAAUAGAACGCACGGUUCGAAACCGAAUAAUAUUAACUUUCACGUCUUUUUCGAUUAUGCACCUAGAAUAACCUGCUUUUUAUCUUCAUCAACUGUCUUUUGAUCCAGGAGUAAGGAAGCGAUAGAAAGAUUAUGGACCGUAGAUUCUAAAAAUACAAUUUUCAAACCGUGCCAAAUUCCAGUUACUGCUGCAGAGGCCUUGAAAUUCAAUAGAACGCACGGUUCAAAACCGCAUAAUAUUAACUUUCACGUCUUGUUCGAUUAUGCACCUGGAAUAACCUGUUCUUUAUCUUCAUAAAGUUUCUUCUGAUACUCAACUAAGACAUCGAUAGAAAGCUUAUGGACCGUAGUUUCUAAAAAUACAAUUUUCAAACCGUGCCAAAUUGCAGUUACUGCUGCAGAGGCCUUGAAAUUCAAUAGAACGCACGGUUCAAAACCGCAUAAUAUUAACUUUCACGUCUUUUUCGAUUAUGCACCUGGAAUAACCUGCUUUUUAUCUUCAUAAACUGUGUUUUGAUAAACGAGUAAGGCAGCGAUAGAAAGCUUAUGGACCGUAGAUUCUAAAAAUAAAAUUUUCAGACCGUGCCAAAUUCCAGUUACUGCUGCAGAAGCAUUGAAAUUCAAUAGAACGCAUUCGAAACCGAAUAAUAUUAACUUUCACGUCUUUUUCGAUUAUGCACCUAGAAUAACCUGCUUUUUAUCUUCAUAAACUGUCUUUUGAUCCAGGAACGAGUACGGCAGCGAUAGAAAGCAUAUGGACCGUAGAUUCUAAAAAUACAAUUUUCAGACUGUGCCAAAUUCCAGUUACUGCUGCAGAAGCAUUGAAAUUCAAUAGAACGCACGGUUCGAAACCGAAUAAUAUUAACUUUCACGUCUUUUUCGAUUAUGCACCUAGAAUAACCUGCUUUUUAUCUUCAUAAACUGUCUUUUGAUCCAGGA